AGCCUCGUAACGCGCAAUGGGAAGAUUAUGACGGAGGGAGUAUAUAUGAGAUUUUUUAGCCGGGUCUAUUUUUUUCUGUGGGGAUGGGUGUCAAAUGUUCCGCUAAACGUGGCACAUGUUCGGCGUAGACAGCUGUCGCCCUCUCUUCCUUUUUCCAGUCUUCAAUGCCUCUCUGGUAAAGUAUCAUCUCCGGCUCACUCCGGCCAUAUUCUCCCCGCCGAUCAUCGCCUUUAAACUCCGUUCUUCCCUCGACCGUCCCGUAAUCCGCAACCGUUUCGUUCUCUUUUCCUAUAGCCGGUGGUCGGCGAUGUCUUCAUCGUCCGCCAGCGGCGUUUCUUCAGCGAUUCCGACGCCCAAAAACGCCGACGAAUUCGAAGCCGUCCGUCGAAGUAGAAUCCUAUCUAGCAAGCUCUAUCUCGAUGUGCCUCCGUCUAAGGCUCCGAUUAUCUACUCAUCUUCGUAUGACAUCUCCUUUCUUGGCAUUGAAAAGCUACACCCUUUUGAUUCUUCAAAAUGGGGUCACAUCUGCCAAUUCCUAAAUGCAGAUAAAAUCCUGGAGAAGAAUCAAAUUGUUGAACCUCUAGAACCCACCAGAGAUGAUCUCCUAGUGGUACAUUCAGAGUCAUACUUGGAUAGUUUAAAGAGCAGCGUCAACGUUUCUAUGAUUGUUGAGGUUCCACCUGUUGCAGUUCUGCCUAAUUUUCUUGUACAGAAGAAAGUUCUUCAGCCUUUUCGCAAGCAGGUAGGAGGAACCGUGUUGUCGGCCAAGCUUGCCAAAGAACGGGGAUGGGCUAUCAACGUGGGUGGUGGGUUUCAUCAUUGCUCUGCACAGAAGGGAGGUGGUUUUUGUGCCUAUGCAGACAUCUCUAUUUGUAUUCAGUUUGCCUUUGUCGCUUUAAAUAUAUCAAGAGUGAUGAUUAUUGAUCUGGAUGCGCAUCAAGGAAAUGGUCAUGAAAUUGAUUUUGCAAACGACAGAAGGGUCUAUGUUCUUGACAUGUAUAAUCCUGACAUUUAUCCACAUGAUUUGGAAGCCAAGAGAUACAUUGAUCAUAAGGUUGAAGUUAAGAGCAGGACGGAAACAGAUGCCUACUUGACUAAACUAGAUGAAGCACUUGAGGUUGCUAAACGUGAAAUCAACCCCGACUUAAUUGUGUACAAUGCUGGCACCGAUAUAUUGGAAGGAGAUCCUCUUGGAUAUUUGAAGGUCACUCCCAAAGGAGUCGUUGAGAGGGACGAAAAGGUCUUUCGAUUUGCUCGUAAGAUGGGAGCGCCCAUUCUGAUGCUCACUUCAGGUGGGUACAUGAAGUCCAAUGCUAGGGUCAUUGCAGAUUCAAUCAUGAAUCUUAAAAACAAAAUGUUGAUCGACAUCCCCUCAUCCGCAAGCAUUUGAAGACAUUUUAUGAAAUGGUCGCGCGACAAGAUGUGAAGUGGUCAUGUUCGAGAUCCGCCUCCUCAUCAGCCUUUCAUCUCCAAAUACCAAUGUCGAAUGUAAACGUCUAUACCUGCAAGUAUGUAUAUGAAUAUAGAAAAGCCGCUAAGACAUUCACGGGACUCGAUACAUUUG
Molecule: messenger RNA, 1564 nt
Organism: Cuscuta campestris
Lineage: Eukaryota; Viridiplantae; Streptophyta; Magnoliopsida; Solanales; Convolvulaceae
Source: the annotation of a GenBank genome assembly